GAAGAAGAAGAAGAAGAAGAAGAAGAAGAAACGGGGAGAAAGUUUCUAGUUUUUGAUGGAAAAAAGUUUCAAAAACACAAAUAUGAGAGUUGAAGUUUGACUUAAAGAGACUGUUGGAUAUAAAUAUAAACAAUAUAAACGCUGCUGACAGGAAAUACUGUUAAAAAAUAGAGGAAAAGAAGAAAAAACCAGCGGCGUUUAAAGUUUAAAGUCCUCAGCAGAAGCCCGGUGAGUUUACAGAAUGUUUCUUUGUGAUUAACGAGCCAAAGAUGGACGGAAAGUGUCGAGAAAGGAGAGAAGAGGAGGAAGGAGAGGAGGAGGACAGAACACUACAGACCAGGAGAGAAGAGGAAGAGGAGGAGGAGGAGGAGGAGGAGGAGGACGAAGAGACGAUGAAGGUGGGAAACAAAGACCCAGUGAUGGGUGGACCCACUCCGAUCCCCGCCUCCUCCUCCUUCACCUCCUUACCCUUCCUCUCCUGCUCUCUGAGCCGAGGAAGAGGAGGAGGAGGAGGAGGAGGAGGAAAUGAGGACGGAGAGGAAGACGAGGUCACGGUGGCCAUCGUCACCAUCGAGGACGAGUCCUGUCCAUCAGAGCCGUUCGGCACCGCCCACCUGGAAACAACCAAUCAGAUCACACGGACGGAGGAGGGCGGGGCCAAAGAGGAGGAAGGAGAGAAGAAAGAGGAGGAGGAGGAGGAGGCGAGCGGUGAUGAAAGAGAGGAGGAAGAGGAGGAGGAGAACGCAGAGGAGACGUCUCCAUGGCUUCACCUGCAGACUCAGAUGAAGAGGAAGCUGGACCACGGGCCUGACGGACGGCCCUUCCCUUCAGGGAAGAAGCACUGCAAAGGCAACGGAUACCUCAGUCCUGCCAGUCUGGUUCAGGCCACCACCCCGACCACCUUCGGUGACCUCCGGCUGGCCAAUGGGCAUUCGGCUCAGCGGCGGCGCGUCACCUCGGGCCCGCCCCCCUCCGGCCUGCAGGACUGGCUGCACACCUUCCAGAUGUGGAGCGGUCCUGAGAGGCUAUUGGCUCUGGACGAGUUGAUUGACAGGUGUGAGACCAAUCAGGUGAAGCACAUGAUGCAGGUCAUCGAGCCUCAGUUCCAGAGAGACUUCAUAUCCCUGCUGCCCAAAGAGUUGGCGCUGUACGUGCUGACCUUCCUGGCGCCCAGAGACCUGCUGCAGGCGGCUCAGACCUGCAGGUACUGGAGGAUCCUGGCUGAGGACAACCUGCUGUGGAGGGAGAAGUGCCGCGAGGAAGGUGUGUCGGAGUACGCGUCGUCUCGCCGCAGGAAGUGCGUGCGUCCUGGCGUGGCGGUCAGCCCGUGGAAGUCGGCCUACAUCAGACAGCACCGCAUCGAGAACAACUGGAGGAAGGGGGACACGGGGGAGCCCAUGGUGCUGAAAGGUCACGACGACCACGUCAUCACCUGUCUGCAGUUCAGCGGCGACCUCAUCGUCAGCGGCUCCGACGACAACACGCUCAAAGUCUGGUCGGCCAUCAGCGGGAAGUGUCUGCGGACGCUGUCGGGUCACAGCGGCGGCGUGUGGUGCAGCCAGAUGUCGGGCGCCACGGUGAUCAGCGGCUCCACCGACCGCACGCUGCGGGUCUGGGACGCCGAGAGCGGAGAGUGUGUCCACACGCUGUACGGACACACGUCCACCGUACGCUGCAUGCACCUCAACGGCAACAGGGUGGUGUCGGGCUCUCGGGACACCACGCUGCGUGUGUGGGACGUGUCGACGGGCCGCUGUGAACACGUGCUGACGGGUCACGUGGCGGCGGUGCGCUGCGUGCAGUACGACGGGCGCCGCGUGGUCUCCGGGGGUUACGACUACAUGGUGAAGGUGUGGGACCCCGAGACGGAGGCAUGUCUGCACACGCUGCAGGGACACACCAACAGAGUGUACUCGCUGCAGUUUGACGGUGUGUUUGUGGUGAGCGGCUCGUUGGACACGUCCAUCAGAGUCUGGGACGCAGAGACAGGCGGCUGCGUCCACACGCUGACGGGCCACCAGUCCCUGACCAGCGGCAUGGAGCUGAGGGACAACAUGCUGGUGUCCGGGAACGCCGACUCCACCGUCCGGGUCUGGGACGUCCGGACCGGACAGUGUCUCCACACGCUGCAAGGUCCCAACAAGCACCAGUCUGCGGUGACGUGUCUCCAGUUCUGCCGUGGUCUGGUUCUGUCCAGCUCUGAUGACGGGACGGUGAAGCUGUGGGACCUGAGGACGGGCGCCUGGCUGAGGGACGUGGUGGCGCUGCAGAGCCGCGGAUCAGGCGGCGUGGUGUGGCGUAUCCGUGCGUCGGACACCCGUCUGGUCUGCGCCGCCGGCAGCAGGAACGGGACGGAGGAGACCAAGCUGCUGGUGCUGGACUUCGACCUGGACCAGCCCCAGACGGAGCCGGCCGAGUGACAGGAACACUUCCUGUUUGACCAAAGUCCAGGUACGAACGGUGACAACACGCCAGCGAGGUGGCGUGGGACGCCACGGCGUUCACCACCAACACCAGACUGAGGCUGCUUCUGCCUGACGACACACGGCGACCCAUGAAUGUUCCAGACGGACAGAAACAGGAUCUAGAUGUUUUUAUACCGCGUCGGGUGAAUGUUGACGGACGGAUUUAAAGAGAAAACGAUGGAUUUUU
This is a messenger RNA of Centropristis striata (black sea bass), 2652 nucleotides long. Its product is annotated as F-box/WD repeat-containing protein 7-like. The record is from RefSeq and is a predicted model, not a curated record. NCBI's taxonomy places the organism in Eukaryota, Metazoa, Chordata, Actinopteri, Perciformes, Serranidae. Gene Ontology annotation, biological process: proteasome-mediated ubiquitin-dependent protein catabolic process; ubiquitin recycling. Bases 270 to 2420 code for a protein of 716 amino acids. Gene Ontology annotation, cellular component: nucleus; cytoplasm. The transcript is spliced from 14 exons. Gene Ontology annotation, molecular function: ubiquitin binding.